UUGAUAAACGACUCACGACUGGGAACAGAAAAUAGGACGCGCCGUUUAGAAAUACAUCUGUGUAGCAUACCGGUUCCCGGCCUAGCACAUGACUGCAGGUGUGUUUGCUCAAAUCUGUCACUGCUUGAGACCGGGUCAGCAGAAAGAACAGGGAGGGAGCUCUCAGGGCGGAGGAAAGAAGCGAGUCUUCUGCGCGUUAACGGUCGCGUUAUUCAAUCAUGUUUAAGCGCUAUUAAAGGCUGAAAAGCGGCGAGAGGCAGUCCACGCGCUUCCAGGCUCUACAAAUGACUCACGUUCUGCAACAAUAAGUGUCGUGUGUACACGGUGGAUUUUUCCGACAUGGGACAUGAGGGUUUACUCUGACAAAAUGUGUUUGUGUGAGAUGAGAAGCUGAAGGAAGUAAUCCAGAGCAGUGAGACAGUAGAGAAGAGCGAGUGUUCAUUACAGAGGAUGCAAGCGUCCUGCAACCAAGCAGCAAGCCGCGCUCCAACAACAGGAUAGCACAGAAGGACCCAGUGAGCCAUGAGGAAACUGGAGGGAGAGGAGAAAUUGCUCCUUACCGUUUUCAUUGGACAGCAAGGCCAGGACCACACACUACUGCAGUUACUGGAGGCUCCAGCUUGGCAGUGAAAACGAAUGUGUGAAAGGCAGUGAGCGUUGUGGCUUCUUCUUCUUCUAAUGGGCAAGUGCCCAGUACAGCUAUGCCAGAGCACAGGCCUGUGCCCCCGACCACAUCUGCUCCUUGCUGAGGCUCCCAGCUGAGUCCUGGAGGGCUAAAGGCGAGUGAGAAAGCCCCAUGCAGGCGCGGAAGAAGUACGUGCUGCUGGGUCUGUGUACGUGUUCCUGGCUGUUGCUCUUUUACUGGGGUGGUCUGCAUGAAAGACUCCUGGGCCUGGUGACACGUCACCGAACCGAACUGCUGCGCCCAUGGCCUGACUGGCUGGACCGAGCCUUUUUGCCAGCGUAUGCCGACCGUGCAGAGCUUCAGACUGAAGAAGGCUCUGGUGAUUCACCCACAGUGCGGCAACAGGCCUGGAACAGCAUCUACAAGGACAGUCAUUGUCGCAUGAAAACAUGCUUCGACUUUAGCCGCUGCCGUGGCCGUGAUGGUUUCCGUGUUUAUGUGUACCCAUCAGAAAAGGGUGACCGAGUUUCAGAGAGCUACCAGAAAAUUCUUGCAUCAGUGGCUGAGUCAAGGUACUAUACUGCGGACCCUCGAGAGGCCUGUCUGUUUGUCUUGGGCAUUGAUACACUGGACCGUGACCAGCUUUCGUCACAGUUUGUGCCCAAUGUUGAUGAGCGCAUUCGUGGCUACCCACUCUGGAAUGACGGGCGCAACCAUGUGGUCUUUAACCUCUAUUCAGGCACAUGGCCCAACUACACAGAGGACCUGGGUUUUAACAUAGGCCAGGCCAUCUUAGCCAAGGCCAGUCUAAACACAGAACACUUCCGACCUGGCUUUGACAUUUCCAUCCCAUUGUUCUCAAAAGAUCAUCCACAGAAAGGUGGCGAGCGUGGGUGGUUACUACGCAAUAAUGUGCCGCCAAAGCGGAAAUAUCUGCUCAUGUUUAAAGGUAAACGCUACCUAACAGGCAUUGGUUCAGACACAAGGAACGCACUACAUCACAUCCACAAUGGCAAGGAUAUCAUCUCUUUAACAACAUGCCGCCAUGGCAAGGACUGGGAGAAGCACAAGGAUGCUCGCUGUGACCAUGACAACCAAGAAUAUGAGAGGUUUGAUUACCAGGAGCUGCUCCACAACUCCACCUUCUGCCUGGUUCCUCGUGGACGACGCUUGGGAUCCUUUCGAUUUCUUGAAUCUUUGCAGGCGGCCUGUGUCCCAGUGUUGCUGAGCAACGGCUGGGAGCUGCCCUUUUCUGAUGUCAUCCAGUGGAACCAGGCUGUCAUCGAGGGAGACGAGAGGUUGCUGCUACAGGUUCCGUCUACAGUGCGUGCAGUGGGCACUGAUCGGGUACUGGCACUGAGGCAACGUACCCAAAUGCUCUGGGAGGCCUACUUCUCUUCAGUGGACAAGAUUGUUCUCACUACCUUAGAGAUCAUCAAGGACAGAGUGUUUGCCCACAUCUCCAGGAAUAAGUUCAUGUGGAAUUCUCUGCCCGGGGGUCUUCUGGUGCUGCCUGAGUAUUCAAUUCACCUGGCCCACUACCCUUUCUACUACCUAUCCCUUGGGAUUAUCCCCGGCCAGGAAUUCACUGCUGUCAUUCAUGCCACAUCUCCCCUGGUUUCUCAGUCCCAGCCAAUUAUGAAGCUUCUCCAGGUGGUGUCCAAGUCAAAGUACUGCUCACAGAUAAUCAUCUUGUGGAACAGCGAGAAGCCACCCCCUCACCGGAGCAAAUGGCCGCCCAUGCCAGUGCCCCUUGUUGUUACAGAUGGCAGACAUAAAACAAGCAGCCGGUUCCUGCCCCAUGCUGCAAUUGAGACUGAAGCAGUGCUCAGCCUGGAUGAAGACACAGUGCUUCUGACUAGUGAGGUCAACUUUGCCUUCCACGUGUGGCGAAGUUUUCCUGAGAGAAUUGUGGGAUAUCCACCCAGGAGUCAUUUCUGGGACCCUGUAAAGAAGAUUUGGGGCUACACCUCUAAAUGGACUAAUGAAUACUCAAUGGUGCUGACUGGGGCAGCCUUCUAUCACAGGUAUUACCAUUAUCUGUUCUCUCAUUAUCUGCCAUCCUCAUUACGGGCACUGGUGGAUCGCACCUCAAACUGUGAGGACAUUCUAAUGAACUUUCUGGUGUCGUCUGUGAUCCACUUGCCACCUAUUAAAGUGGCCCAGAGGAAGCAGUAUAAAGAAAUGCCUAAUCCACAGAGCACCAACAUGGCCCCCUGGACAAACCCUGAGCACUUUACCCAGAGACAGGAGUGUAUAAACUCCUUUGUAAGCUGGUUUGGCUACAUGCCUCUGGUGCACUCUCAACUCCGUCUGGACCCUGUUCUCUUCAAGGAUCACGUAUCUGUCCUACGCAAGAAGUACAAAGACCUUGAGCGUUCCUGAGCCACACAGACCAUUCAUACAAUAAAAGAGAAGGCUCUCUCAGAGUUGUCUCAACCUUCAUUAAAAAUAAAUGGAACCUGCAGAACAAGUCAGAAGUCUAAAUGCCCAGAGUGCCAGGGGUCAAAGAGAGGUGGAGAAAGAAAAAGAACUGAACCCUACCUACUGAGUCUUUGGUUCGGAGUGGAUUAUCAGUUUUGACAGACAGCACAAGAAAGAGUGGGUCCAUAGCAAAGCUUUUAAAAACUCAGGCUGCUGUUUUGUCGAAUAUUUUGACAUUAGCAUGUGGUGAGAUGCUAAUUGUACCAUGGACACAUUUUAGUGCACAAGGUGAUUAACUCAGUACAUGAAACAUUUGUGAAAUGCAAUACUGCCAGUG
Molecule: messenger RNA, 3386 nt
Organism: Trichomycterus rosablanca
Lineage: Eukaryota; Metazoa; Chordata; Actinopteri; Siluriformes; Trichomycteridae
Product: exostosin-1c
Exons: 12
Coding region: 797-3010 (737 amino acids)
Cellular component (GO): membrane
Molecular function (GO): glycosyltransferase activity
Source: RefSeq, a predicted model, not a curated record